AUGCGUUUCCUUGCGCUCACUUGUCUGGCCUCGCUCGUGUCUUUGGCGACGGCUGCGACGCAAAAGCGUGCCGUGCCCGAAGGUUUCGUGACUACUAAUGGACAGGCCUUUGAACUGGAUGGUCAGCCUUUUUAUUACGUGGGCACCAAUGCCUUCUGGCUUCCCCUCUUGACUAGCCCCGAGGAUGUGGAUGCUACUUUCCAGACAAUGGCAGACGCGGGCAUCAAAGUCGCGCGUACCUGGGCCUUCAACGCGAUCAACGAAACAGAGCUGUCGACCGCGCUGUCGACCAACCUGACGUACUACCAGGUCUGGAAUGACAGCGACUGGACGCUGAACGAGGGACCGCAGGGCCUGCAGCGUCUCGACUACGUCGUUUCGUCCGCUGCACAGCAUGGCAUCAAGCUCAUCUUGACAUUCACGAACAACUGGAUUGGAUACGGCGGACUAGAACUCUACGUCUACCACAUCAUCGGCAACGACGCGACCCAUGACGAGUUCUACACCAACCCCACCACCAUCGCUUCCUACCAGCGCUAUGUGACGGCCAUCGUGAACCGCUACGCCGACUCCUCUGCCGUCUUCGCCUGGGAGCUCGUGAACGAGGCGCGCUGCGCCGGGGACAGCCUCCCCUCCGGACCUGACUGCGUGCCCGGAUCGGAGACGCUAACGACGUGGUACCAGCUGCAGUCAGACUUUGUGCGCAACUUGGACCCGUACCACAUGAUCACGACCGGCGGUGAAGGCCAAUUUUACUGGGCACAGCCUGACGAGUACUGGUACAACGGCACUCUGGUUAGUGACUCCAACUUUAACGGAGAAGCCGGGGAGGACUUCGAGGCUAGUCUUUCGUUGCCGAACAUCGACUUCGGGACCUAUCACUUGUAUCCGCAAACAUGGUACCCAGAGCUCGACUACCCAGGCUCGAACUUCUCUGUCAGGGACUUCGGCUUGGGCUGGAUCGGUGCUCAUGCUAACACCUCUGCGUAUGUCGGGAAGCCCGUCAUCAUGGAAGAGUUCGGUGUGACGGGACUAGAGAAUAAGACGGCCAUCUAUCCCGUGUGGGUCGGCUACGCCAUCGCUACUAAUCAUGCGAUUCAUCCAUGGCAGUUCGGCAUGCUGAACUUGACUGAGGACGGUGGCAACCGCGUCCUCAAGUACACCGACGAUAUCUACGAAGGGGCUUCCCCGAACGACGGCUUCACGGUCUACGCCAAUCAGACGUCGGUGUGGGACAUUUUUGUGGAUGCUGCUACCGUGCAGGACUGGAGGGCUUGA
Messenger RNA from Rhodofomes roseus, 1278 nucleotides. RefSeq names its product glycoside hydrolase superfamily. Bases 1 to 1278 code for a protein of 425 amino acids. The record is from RefSeq and is a predicted model, not a curated record. NCBI's taxonomy places the organism in Eukaryota, Fungi, Basidiomycota, Agaricomycetes, Polyporales, Fomitopsidaceae. Gene Ontology annotation, molecular function: hydrolase activity, hydrolyzing O-glycosyl compounds. The transcript has 18 exons.